Molecule: messenger RNA, 1662 nt
Organism: Salvelinus sp. IW2-2015
Lineage: Eukaryota; Metazoa; Chordata; Actinopteri; Salmoniformes; Salmonidae
Gene: lyset
Product: transmembrane protein 251
Source: RefSeq, a predicted model, not a curated record
GGAAGUUCGUUGUGAAAGGUCACCCAACUCAGAAUAUCAAGUUGGAAACACGGCAUCUUUCUAGACUUUCCGACCUGAAGUCAGAAGUUCGAGAUUUCCGAGUGCCCAGUUGUUAUGAACGCGGCAUUAUCUCAUUUUCUAAUAUCUCUGGUCAGUCAUAUGACAAGGAAGAAAGGCAAUCGGUGUUGUUGUUGGUUUAUUAAAUGGCCUGGGGUUAUGAAAUAAUAUGAACAUGGAUUUAAAAUGAAAUCACAGCAAGUUGCCUCGUCAACGAAACUGUUUGUCAUGUAAAGAAAGGGAGGAGUAUGGAGAAUGAUGAACUUCCGUCAGCGGAUGGGAUGGAUCGGCGUGGGGCUGUACCUUCUGGCUAGCGUGGCUGUCGUCUACUAUGUCUUUGAGAUCGACCAAACAUACAACCGUCUCACCCUGGAGCACGUGGAGCGGGUGGCUCAGGAGCAGCGACCUCUGGCAGGGGACAACACGCCUCCCGCCGCAUCCUCUGGGCCCCCAUCCUCAGCCUCACUGCCCACCUGGACCCAGAGUCUCAAAACUCGCCUGCUCCUCUUGCCCUUCUGGGUGUGGGUCACCAUCUUCCUCGUGCCCUACCUUCAGGUGUUCCUCUUCCUCUACUCGUGCACGCGCGCCGACCCCAAGACGGUGGGCUACUGCAUCCUGCCCGUAUGCCUGGCGGUACUCUGCAACCGCCACCAGACCUUUGCCAAGGCGUCCAAUCAGAUCAGCCGGCUGCAGCUGAUUGACACCUAAAGUGUCCCAACCGAUUGAGACUGUGGAUAAUAUCAGAGGCGGGGUGAGCAGCCUUAGUGCAUGCUGCACACAAACUAGGCGGCGGCCUACUACUCUCCCACCUGAACUACAGGAUGCUUAACACUCAACUAGUGCACUGUGUGAAGUGUUAAGCCUACCAGUCUUCACUAGGCAAUUCACUUGGGGGUUUGGUGGUGGUUUUGUUGAUGUGUAUGUGUGCUGUGUGCUGUUCUUGAGAUGAACAAUGGUACGUGUUUCACAACCCUUUGUAUUUGUGAUUUCUUACAUUCAACAAAGGCUGGACCAAAGGGUGCCAAGUGCUCCAGGGUCUCACCACAGUACCUGACUAUGAUAGACACCAAUCAUUGAAUCAUUGUCCCACUUUUUUUGAGAAAAUAAUUCUGUGAGGAAAGGUUGAGAGCCAUAUUGGUUCAAUCAUCAUCCCAAAACUAUUACUGACUCGAAGUAAGGUGAAAUAUGACGUGUCAACUAAUUUGUACAGACAGUUUUAGGAAUGUGAUGCCAUUUUAAAAAACUGUCUUAGUGGACCAGUAGUGAUUCUUAGAUAAGUACUGCAGUGUUGUUUUGUUAUUGGUCUGAAUGUAUUUUGUAGUGUUAUUUACUGCUGUGUUGGCUCAGUAAUUUCCUUCUACAUAACAUGCUUUUUUUGUCAUUCUAUUACUUGCAAUAUUUAGGAAGUGUUUCGGAGAUUCGUCCAUCUAUCCAGUCUUUGUAUAAGAUAAAUAUCUUGUGCCUUUUAGGACUCCCCCCCCACCCUCCAAGUAAAGUCAAAGAAAGUCCACACAAAGCACACGGACCAUGCUUUUGAAAAAUAUCGAUCUUCUACUACAGCCAUUGUUUGUUGUCCUUGUGUGCCAUAAAGUGACAAAAACAUAA